This is a messenger RNA of Scheffersomyces amazonensis, 4156 nucleotides long. RefSeq lists its product as uncharacterized. The transcript is spliced from 2 exons. Lineage: Eukaryota; Fungi; Ascomycota; Pichiomycetes; Serinales; Debaryomycetaceae. The coding region runs from base 21 to 4079 and encodes 1352 amino acids. The record is from RefSeq and is a predicted model, not a curated record. Gene Ontology annotation, molecular function: protein binding.
AGAGUAUUCAAUUAGUGGGAAUGAGUACUACAGAUAUUGGAAGUAGAACGUCUCUGGACAGUUCAUCCCAACCGAGUUCUAUGAAUGUGAAUAAGUUCAUAAGAGAAACGGAAUUAGGCGAUAAGAUUAUGAAUAGAAGUGUUGGUAGUGAUUCUACAGCUCAUACAUCUGCUGAUGAAAUAUCAGUUAAUGAUAAAUGUGAAGAAAUGAGUGGCAACAACAAUAGUACUACUAAUGGUAAUAGUAACAAUACUACUACUAAUAAUAGUAAUAAUAACAGUACUAGUACUACUAACAAUAAUAACAAUAUUGAGAAUACUAUUUAUGGACAAUCUUCAAUGACAAGACUAAACCCAAUUCAAGAAGAAGAGUCAAAUACAAAUGCAAAUGCAAAUGCAAAUGCAAAUGCAAAUGCAAAUACAAAUGCAAAUGCAAUUGAUAACGAUAGUCAACCCAUUCCUACCAUAAAACCUCAUUCCUAUAAAGAGAAAUUAGCGUAUGUACAAAAUACAGAUUUCCGAUUUGAUAAAUCUUCAACAUCUUUUACUUCUUCACCUCCAACUUCAAUACCUAAUACUUUCAAAUAUAAAUCUCAUCCAAAUGCAAAGACAAAAUCAUCUCUUGGAUUAUCUACAUUAGCUCAUGAAUUAAAAGAAGAAGAAUCAGUAGAGUUAUCUAAAAAAUAUGAAGAUGAUUUUACUCCUCCAAUUAAAACUUCAACCAUUAAAUUGGCUAAAGAAUCAACUGGAAAUUCUGUAAAUCCAAAUGACACGCCUAAUUGGAUGCCAUCUGAAUUAAAUAUCCAGUGGCCUAAUAGCAAUAACAACAACAAUAAUAAUAAUAAUAUCAAUAUCAACACUACCACUACCACCAACAAUAUCAAUAUCAAUCCUAUGGAUUCUAAUCCUGACUUUAACUCUUCAGUAAGAAUUACUAAACGUAUAGAUGAAGAUUCCAGACCAAUCUUAGAUGAUUUGAAUUUAGAAUUCGCUUCUGGGAAUACUAUAUUACAUAAUUCCAAAAUAAAUCUGAUAGAACAACCAGCAUGGAAAGAAGUAGCAGAAGCCUUUAAUCAAGAAAAGGAAGAACAACAAAAGCAACAACAAAGAGAGCCAAGAUUACAGAAUAUAUUUUUAUCAAAUGAUUCACAUGAUAAAUCAGGUUCAGGAAUUGGAAAUCAUAAUAAUCACCAUAGUAAUAACCAUAAUCAUAAUAAUAAUAAUACUGCAUCAUCAACUGUAUCAACGCCAAUGGCAACUAUAUCCAAUCUUCAAAGUAAUUCAAAUCCAAAACCAAUUGAUAAUAGAAUUGUCACUCAACCAAAUCAUCCAAUAAUAUCAGAAAUUCCUGAAUCUCCUUUAAAAUUAUAUCAAGAUAAUUAUGAUACUUAUACUAGAGGGAAAUUAUCAGGACUUAUCCAAAAUUUUAGUAAUAAAUCCAAACAAAAUACUCCAAUUCAAUCACAAACUAAUCCCUUACCUCAUGAGAUUAUUCAAAAAAGUAUUACUCAACCACCACCGAAAUUUGAUAAUAAUUUAAAGAAACAAUUAGAAAUUUCUAAUACUAAUAAUGUAAAUGUAGAUUCUACUGAACGGAAAUAUUAUCAAAAGGCUGAUAAUAUUUUAAAUAAUAUUAAGAAACGAGGGUUUCAAUUUCCAAUUCAAGAAGCUUCUUCUAAUAAUUUAACUUCUGCAACGGCCACAUCUACACCAAAAAUCAAUAAAAUUAAUGAUGAAAAAAUUGAUUCUCAAGAUGAAUAUUCUUCAUUUACUAGUGGAUUUAAUGAGAAAUCAUCAGAAGCAGAAUAUCGACAAUUUAAUUCAGAUGUAAUGGUAUCAAAUAAUGAUUUUACUUCAUUUGAUCAUAGUUCUAAAUUACAUGAUAGUACAGAUUUCCCCAAUACUGCUAUGGAAAAUUUAAGGAAUCUUGAAAGAGUUCCAGAAUAUGAAAAUGAAAGUUCAUAUACAUUUGAUGAACCAUCUGAUGAUGAGAUUACUAAGAAUCAUAUUCAACAACAACAACAACAACAACAACAACAACUUCAAUCACCUAAAAGGACCAUUAAACAUAUAUCACAUGAACCAAUUGAUACUGAUAAUGAUAUCGAUGAUACAGAACCACUCAUUGUAUGGAAAAGACCAUCACAAUUAAAACUUGGUAGAAAUUUAGCAUCUCCUAAACAUAUAUUAAAAGUUCGAAAUAUUGAAGAUAAUCUUCCAUCAACUAAAUCUCCUAUAGUUAAAGGUAGAAUCCUUCAAGCAUCUAAUUUACCUGGUAGUUAUGAAAAUAUGAUAUUUGAUGCAGAAAAUCAACGAUGGAUAUCUAAUGAUAAUUCUGAUUCUCAUGCCCAUGGUAGUUUGGAUUCUAUAGAAGAUUUAGUAUCUAAUUCUGAUUUACAACGAGUUUCUCAUUCGAUUAUGAAAGAAGUAUCAUUUCAUAUACCAAAGGAUAUAAAAUCUCAUGAGCACAAUAAUAAUAAUAAUAAUAAUAAUAAUAAUGAUACUAAUACUCCAACACCAACUCCUACAAAUCUUAGUAAUGGAGAUAUAACCAGAAUAUCUCAAAUUAAUGAUAUAACAUUUAGUGAAGCCAGACAAAAAUUAGUUUCAUUACUUACCGAUAUAAUAUCUUGGGAUAAAAAUUUACAAGAAACUCCCUGGAAUGAAAUCUUGGAGAUAUCCUUAAAUGGAUACAAUUUAGAAUCCGUUAAAACUUUAGAUCAAUGUUUACCUCAUUUACGAGAUAUUAAUCUUUCACAAAAUUCUCUUAAAUUUUUAGAUGGAUUACCAAAGCAUAUAUUAAAUUUAGAUUUAAAUCAUAAUGAAAUUCAAAAUUUAACUCCAUUUUAUCAAUUUCAUGAUUUACAAUCAAUUGAUAUAUCAUUUAAUCAAUUAACUUCAUUAUCUAAUUUAAAUAAGAAUAUUCAUUUACGACAAAUUAUAGCAAAAAAGAAUCAAUUAACUUCAUUAUCAGGACUUAAUAGUCUUCAUAAUUUAACUAAAUUAGAUGUAUCAGAAAAUAAUAUAACUGGUAUAAUUAAUUUUGAAGAUUUUGAUUUACCAAAUUUACAAGAUUUAAAUAUGAGUAAAAAUUCAAUUGAAUCAAUUAAUCGAUUAGAUAAUUUAUCACAAUUAAGAGUUUUACGAGUAGAUGAGAAUUUAAUUAAUAAAUUAGAAAUUAAUAGUACUCAUAAUCAUUUACGAAAACUUCUGAUAAAUUUAAAUAAUCUUAAAGAAUUAGAAGUUAAUAAAUUUCCUAAUUUAAGAGUAUUAAGAAUUGAUGGGAAUCCAUUAAUUAAAUUACCAAAUGUUUCAAUAUUAAGUCAACUUGAAGAAUUAUCAAUUAAAUGUCAAGAUAAUCCUCAAGUUAUUAAAGAUAUAUUUGAAAUUGGAUUAGAUAUGGUUAAAAUUCUUGAUUUAUCAGGUAAUGUUCAAUUUGAUUUUGGAACUUAUUUAACUCAAAAUGAUAUUAAACCUUUAUUAAAUGUUAAUACAUUAAUAUUAGGAGCAGUUAAUUUAAAUUCAAUUCCAACAAGAUUUUCUCAAUGGUUCCCAAAUGUAAGAGAAUUAGAUUUAAGUUUUAAUAUCAUUAAUAAAUUAAUGGGAUUAUCUACCAUGAAAAAUCUUCGUAAAGUUAUAUUAUUAAGUAAUAAGAUUAAUUUAUUUGAAGAAAUUAUAAAAGGUUUACAUGGUAGUAGAAAAACUUUAAUUAGUUUAGAUUUAAGAGUUAAUCCAUGUACAAUGGGAUUUUAUCCUUAUGUAUUUAUGCCAGAAGAAUUAUCAUUUAGACAUAAUUCAAUUAAUUCAAGUCCUAUAGCUUUAGAAGGAGUUGAAGAAUUAGAAUUCUUUACAGAAUUUUAUAAACGGGAUAAAACUAAUCAACAUGAUUGGCUUGAAAGAGAUCAUGAAUUUGUUAGUGAAUUAGCUGAAAUUUCUGAUAUUAAUAUUAAACAUCGAUUAAAUUAUGAAACUUUAUUAAUUAAUUAUUUAAUUAAAUUAAAGAAAUUAGAUGGGGCAGAAAUCAAUAGUGCUAAGCGAGUAUUAUCUAAGAAUAGAUUAACUCCCAAUGAAAUAGAAUAGAAUAAUAAAUGUAUUUAUAAUUGUAUUAUAAUUGUAUUAUAAUUGUAUUAUAAUUGUAUUAUAAUUGUAUUAUAAUU